CAACCCUUCAUGUUGCCCAAUCCAUGACUGAUAUAAAAUGACACUCGCGCUGGGAGGAAAGUAGUUUCUGUGUGCCUCAUCUACUCUAGAACAGAAACUACAGCGCUAUACGGUCAAAAGAUGCGUCUGAUCCUGCUGUCCAGUCUUCUUCUUUUGGGACUAUCUCUGGCCAACGGACAUGACACGGAUCCGGAAGGAAAAUUACUGAAUUCCUUGGUUAAAGCUGUGGAAAGAUUUGACGAAAAGCUAAACAAAUGGACAAACGCCUUCUUGACAGUCCACAGAGCUCGAUCCUUUGGAAGUGGCAGUGAAAGAUUAUACGUGACUAACAAGCAAGUCGGGAACUUCGAAGAUCUCGGAAACAUAUGUGUCCAAGCCGGUGGCCGUAUUCCGUCCCCUCAACUCCCAAAUGAGAAUAAGGCCUUCGCAAGUGUUUUGGAGAGGCACAACAAAGAAGCCUACCUUGUCGUCCACAACUCCGCAACGUUCACCAACUGGGCUGCGGGAGAACCGAAUAACGAAGAUGGAAACAAACCCUGCGUGAAAGCAGACGCCCAGGGAGCCUGGCGCUCUGUGUCCUGUGAUGAAGAGCUCUUGGUGGUGUGUGAAUUUUCUUUCAUUUGAGAAGGAAGAGUAGCCUCCUGUGCAGAAGAGGGGAGCUACCUAAAAUAGAACCAGCCAAAAGCAACCCUACCAAGACACCAAAACGUAGAGCGCCUACAAACGAUUCCACCUGCGUUGAAUCGCGUUCAAAAAUGUUCAAUAAAUGCAUGAAACAAAAGUCA
Ahaetulla prasina is the source of this 785-nucleotide messenger RNA. RefSeq names its product phospholipase A2 inhibitor alpha-like protein. The coding region runs from base 121 to 624 and encodes 167 amino acids. The record is from RefSeq and is a predicted model, not a curated record. Lineage: Eukaryota; Metazoa; Chordata; Lepidosauria; Squamata; Colubridae. The transcript is spliced from 4 exons.